Molecule: messenger RNA, 330 nt
Organism: Staurois parvus
Lineage: Eukaryota; Metazoa; Chordata; Amphibia; Anura; Ranidae
Source: the annotation of a GenBank genome assembly
UGGGCACAGGUGGGUGGCACUGGUGGGCACAGGUGGGUGGGCACAGGUGGGUGGCACUGCUGGGCACAGGUAGGUGGCACUUCUGGGCACAGGUGUGUGAAAUUGCAGAGUGGCACAGGUGGGUGCAUUGCUGGGCACAGGUGGGUGCACUGCUGGGCACAGGUGGGCGGAACUUGCGGGUGGCACUGCUGGGCACCGAUCAUCAGGGCACUGAUCAUCAGUGCCCUGAUGAUCGGUGCCGUUCCCCGCUCUGACAACUGCCGGUUCUCGGCAGUACUUUCCUCACGAUCUGACAGCGUGAGGAAAGUGCAGCCGAGAACCGGCACUUGC